This is a messenger RNA of Solanum dulcamara, 1637 nucleotides long. RefSeq lists its product as uncharacterized. Gene Ontology annotation, cellular component: plasma membrane. NCBI's taxonomy places the organism in Eukaryota, Viridiplantae, Streptophyta, Magnoliopsida, Solanales, Solanaceae. The coding region runs from base 8 to 1366 and encodes 452 amino acids. The transcript has 7 exons. The record is from RefSeq and is a predicted model, not a curated record.
GAAAAAAAUGAGCAAAGAGUCUCAAAUUCUCCUGAUUCAAGUCUCUCUACUGUUGCUUUUCUUUUCAGGAAUUCAUGGAUCUCUGUGCACUCAAGAUAGUGAUAUUCUGGACUCUGAUUUAUUAAGUAAAAGUAAUUAUGAUGCCUCUUCAAACUUCUCUCCUAGCAUUGCUCCCGAAGCUAUGUUGCCUUUGCGAGCACCUUCACCAUUGAUGCCAUUUACAUACACUGGUGUACCAAAGUUAUCAGGACAUUGUGCAUUCAACUUUUCAGCUGCAGAUAGUAUUUUGAGAACAACAGCAACAGAUUGCUGGUCUUCGCUUGCUCCAUAUCUUGCCAAUGUGGUAUGUUGUCCUCAAUUUGAUGCCAGCGUAGUGGUUCUUGUAGGGCAGGCCAGUAGUCAGUCACAAAGUCUUGCACUCAAUGUGACUCAUGCUAGGCACUGCCUUUCAGAUGUCGAACAGAUUCUAGAAAGUCAAGGUGCCAGUGAACAACUUCUUCAGAUUUGUUCUGUGGAUCCCUCCAAUCUUACAGAAUCAUCUUGUCCUGUUAUAGAUGUUAAUGUAAUCGAAAGAAGCUUAAAUACAUCGUCUUUGCUGGCUGCUUGUGGAAAAAUAGAUCCAACUAUUGAGUGCUGCAACCAAGUUUGCCAGAAUGCUAUAUCUGCUGCAGCUGAAGUUCUAGCUUUCAGGCAUAAAAAUGUGACAGCCUCCAGUGGUUCCCCUGUCUUGUUGGAGAAAUCAACUCUUAUAAGUGACUGUAAGAGCAUUAUAUUACGAUGGAUGGCCAGCAAGUUUGAUCCUUCUUCAGCUAAUAGAGUCAUCAGAGUACUUUCAAGCUGUGAUAUGAACAAAUCAUGUCCAUUGGUGUUUCCUGACAUAAAGAACAUUUCCAAAGAAUGUGGAGAGGAAACAAGUAAUCAGACAUCCUGCUGCAAAACACUGAGUAGUUACUUGUGGGGCUUGCAACAGCAAAGCUUCAUUACAAAUCUCCAAGCUUUAACUUGUGCUACAUUGCUUGGCAAGAAGUUGCAAGAAGCAAAUAUCACCAGCAACAUUUUUGACCUUUGCCAUGUAAACCUCGAGGAUUUUUCUCUUCAAGAAUCAGGAUGCCUCUUGCCCAGCUUGCCAACAGAUUUAACAUAUGACCAGACUUCAGGAAUUGGCUUCAUUUGUGAUCUUAAUGAUAAUGUGGCAGCUCCUUGGUCCUCAGCAUAUUCUGGUGCUGCUUCUACCUGCAACAAGACGGCUGCACUUCCAGAACUUCCCAAAGCAACAUCCUCUCAGCUCAGUAAAGGAGUCUACAUGAAAGAUAUGGUGUAUGCCCUGCUUUUUGCUUCAUCUAUGGUCAUCCAAUUGCUAAUCUAGUUUGCUGGAUCACUUGAAUUUUCAUCAAAGUAAUAUGAUAUAUACUUACGGACUGUAAUUUUUUGGGGGUGGGGGAUACAGUGAAAUUCGAACCCCCACUAGAGUGAAGGUGUGGGUAGCCCUCCAACUGAGCUAUACUACAUAGACACUCCUUAUGUAUGUCCCUAAAGCAAAAUGUUAGCAAAGUAGCUUAAAUUUCUAUCAUUCAUCAUUCUCUCAUCUUUUUUGUUUUUUGUUUGUUGCAAUAAAAUUUGUAUAGAGAAACUUUUAA